AUCGACAUGACAUCGGAACCAAAGAAACAAUGGGACAAAAGAGGGGGCGACGGUGGGAGAGAUCCAAUAUGUCCUUGGUGCAACGACCACGUAGCCUUUGUACAUAGUUAUCAAUUUAAGUUAAUUCCACUCACUAGAUGAGUUAAUCUGUAAUUAAAUUAAGUCAAUUAAAUUAAUUGUUUGUACGUAUGCUGUUCGAUAAUGCUGUGUGAUUCAUUGAAUAAAGUGAAUAUUUAUUUUCUAUAGAAACGAGGAUUAUUUCUUUAACGAUAUUUACUUGUUCCCCAUAAAGUUGCAAAGUUUCUUCGCCGACCAUCUCGGUGUCAACGAGUGUAUCUUUUAACGAGAAGUAGUAGAUUAAGGGGUCUAGACGAGACGCACCUCUCACCUUUAAGCUGCGAAUUUUCAUAGCGUGAACUUUGAAAUAAGGUCAAAUUGGUUUUGCGUCAUUGCCGGAUUAGAGAAUAGGAUGCUCUCAUUCGAAAUCGUCGUUAGAGAUGAUAACGAUUAAUCAGACAAACGAUUCGUUGCUUCUUUUGCUCGAGUUUUAUCGUUCGUAUUCUCGACGUACCGCCGGUGAUACAAUACAAUCUUAACUUUGUUCGCGAGGUCAAUUCGACCUAUAAGAGAAUCAUUAAAAAUAUCACCUGGAUUUCAGCGCAAUUGCAAAGACGUUCCGCGAAUGCGUUUCUAGAUAUAGAAAUAGAAACUAAACGAGAGAAGAUAGAUUUCUCUCGGGGUUAACGAGGAGAUAGCGUGCCGAUUCUAGUAAAAAUCCAUGCUCCCUCGUUAAACCGAUGAACUUGUCAGAUCGAGACAUCACCGAUUAUCAGGAAAGGAAAUUGCAAUCACGCACACGCACCGUGGCCGUGUGAUGUUAUGCGAAUCGACGAUACGGUUUAACAGGAUGCGUAAUUCUUUAACCGUGUAUCAUCUGAAAGCACAACAUACGAGAAAGAAUGACAUUUUCUUUCCGAACCACGACCUAUCGUUCGCAGAGAUUUCUCUAAUUAAAGUGGAAACUUACGCUGACGUCAAUGCUACGGUUCGUUUGUGUCAGGCUCCUUUGGACCCUCUCUCUUUUAGCUUCGAUCAACCCUCGGACGACAGACCGUCGAGAUUAUUAAUUUAACUAUCGGAAUUUCACGAUUCGCUCAUCUACGCUGUUCGAGGGUUAAUCACCCUACGCCAGUCAUUUGGAAACUUUCAAUUCAUUUGGAUGAGAGCGAGGGAGGAUUGCGGGUCAAGGUCUUCGACAUUCAAUGUUAACUGGCAUUGACAGGGUUUCUUUAAACGCUCUUCCGCAGGCUAUUCUACACGCUAAGGGAAACUUCUUAUAUUUAACUCGAGAAACAACAAAGAAAAUCGAAAUAUUUUUUUCCAAUUUUCCUCUUUGUCCCCUCAAUCGAUAACGAUCUAAUUAAUUAUUCUAAAACGAAAGCAAAAAAAAUGGAGGAAGUAAUCGUACACGUGAACUUACGAGCGGUGAUGCUCAAAAACCGGAUAUCCGGUUUGCGAUCAACUGCGCAAGAACGGAGGAAGAACGAGGGUUGGAGAAAGUGGAAGCGGUGAUUCUAGCAAAAGAUUCGAGUCGCUACCAGAGAACUGCACAAUUCUUUUUUUGAAACUUCCUGUAGAAUUAAAUAAGAAAAAAUGUCACAGAAUUCAAUACCGGAUAUGUAGACACGAAUGCGAUAAAAGAAUUCAGAUUAUAAUUCUUUAAGUGAACAUUCUCGGUCAAUCAUUCCCAAAAUUUCUCAUAAAUCAUCAAUGUUCUAAACACAUUUGUUAAGGCUUUCUAAAAUUGAUUGAUAAAAUUAAGUCGCAUAUUCGCGGGAAGUAAAUUGUUCGCUAAGUUAAACGGGAUAGAGUGGAACAGCCAUCGCUAGUCGAUCGAGUGAACAAGGGGGUGUAGAUUGCGCGGGCGCACUGUCAGGACUAUCGAUUUCGCGAGCAAAAGGUGCCACACGGUUGGCCAUCGAUUCGACGCUCGUCUAAAAGGAUUGUAGCUGGUGAUUCCCAAAAGACGAGACGACGGUUCGGUCAAGGAAUUGCUCUCCGAUCCGCGAAACAAGUACCGAUUCGACGAAUCGGUCAGAGGGUUGGAUCCGUGGACGUCGGAUAACUGUUACGUGCGUGUCCGUCCACGAAAGACGAAGAACGGAAGGGGCUAAGGAAGGUAGACCUCGACCCUAGUCAUGCAGAACUAUGGACACGAAAACUACGAUUAUGGGUCUAUCGAGGGAACCUCGCAACAGGCAGGCGGUAGAUCGUUACCACAGGUACCAGGUGCUCGACCCAUGGUGGAUCCCGAGGCCCAAGGCGAGGUCGACCCUACCUUGUAUCCGCAACCAAAAGAGGCGACGCAUAAGAUUCGUGGCAAGAGCGACGUGAUCGAAUACCUGUUUGGUUCCGUCGAUCAGGAACUUCUCACUGUGAAAACCUUUUAUUUUUUCUUCUACUCGGCCUUUGGCUCCCUCUUUCCUUUGAUGGGAGUCUACUUCAAGCAGAUGGGCAUGAACGCCGGUCAAUGUGGUCUCUUGAUGGGACUUAGGCCUUUGGUCGAGUUCCUCAGCGCUCCUUUCUGGGGCUCGCUAGCCGACAGAUGGCAGAAAGGUAAGAUGAUGCUUCUAGCCUCUCUUUCCUGCUGGAUUAUCUUCACCCUUCCUCUGGCCUUCAUGCAACCACCGGCCACGUCCUGCGUGGUUUUACGCAACAACACCGUCUACUUGGAAUCCCCGAAUCCCAAAACUAGGAUAGUCAAGAGAUCGACCAAUUUCGAUGAAUUUUACCAUCGAGGCGACAACGAUUGCCUGGAAGUAGCCGCGAACGUCGUGUUCGAGAGGCUGCGUAAAAACGACGACACGAUAGACUCACUGAACAGGUUGCGUUUGCAACCGAACAAGACUUCCUCGACGAGCAACGUCAGAAGGAACGAUCGAAACUCCAUCCAUAAGAAAACUGAGGAUCUGAAUAAUAAUAGAAUUCGAAGAGAAGCUUCGACAGAGAGUACGAGCACCGAGGAGAGCCCUAUAGAAGAUCUCAAGUACAAACAGCUGGUGUUCGAGGAGAACGCGAACGAUCCUGAAGCCAAAACCAUCGAUUUCGAGACCCUCCAAAGGAGAAACCGUCCAGCCGACGUGCUCGAGUACAAACGUUUCCUUAAUAAUCAACCCCUGGACGAUGGAACACCGCCGAAGAAGGCGUACACUCACACGAAAACCAGAGCGAAACCUCCGCCGAUGAAAGUUAUGGUGAAGCGAGACACCAGUGACGAAAUAAUUAAAGAUAAUCAAAUUCUGUCCGAGUCUAGUCAACCAUGGUCGACCAUGAAGACUCCACGGAAGCUGACGUUAAUGGACGACGAAGAGAUGGAUGGGGACAAAGGUGAGGCUGUUGACGUGCCACUGGUUAGGAGUAAACGUUACGUUUGGGUGCCACAUUCUGGAAAAAGUCCUCACUCGGUUUCUUAUGCUGCGAAUUACAACGAACAAGAAAAUAAGGGCUGGGUAAAGCCGCUCUUCAGCUCCAUUGUCUAUAGAUUGCCGGACAUUCAAAAAACCUUCUUCUUACUGUUGCUGUUAGUGAUAGUUGGAGAAUUCUUCUCAGCUCCAGCGAUAACGUUGGCAGAUUCAGCUGUUAUUACUUUGUUAGGCGAGGAUGCGGACAGAUAUGGUCACCAGCGAAUGUUCGGUAGUUUAGGCUGGGGUCUAGCUAUGUUCUUCGUUGGUAUCGCUUUGGAUCACAGUACUGCCUUCACCGAGCAUCCAUGCGGUCCUGACGCCAGGGAGAAGAAUUACACGAUCUGUUUCGCGAUCUUCAGCGUCCUGAUGGGCGCAGCAUUGAUCACUGCCACGCAAAUCAAUUUCAAGUACGAUGUGAUUGAAACGGAACCGGAAGUGAUCAAACCACCUGCUGAACCAACCAGAGAAGAACAACUGCAGAGCCAACUGUCUCAACAGUUGAAUCUUCCUAGUCUUCAGGAUUCAUCGGCUGCAGUGAAUCCAAAGCCUCAACCUCCAGAGGGCAAAACAAAAAUGUUCGCUCAAACGAUGCGAGAAAUCCCAGAAUGGGUGACCGUGUUGAAGCAAUUCAAAGAUUUGAAGUGCGCCUCUUUCCUCUUCGUCGCCUGGUUCAUGGGUUUCGGUAUCGGCUUGAUCUUCACCUUCCUGUUCUGGCACCUCCAGGACUACGGCGGCACACCCACCUUGUUUGGCGUUGCUUCUGUGAUCAACCACGUCUCGGAGAUAUUCGCCUACUUCUUCAGCUUCAAGUUGAUCCGUCAGAUCGGUCACGUGAAGGUGUUGUGCAUGGGACUUGGUGGUAACGUGAUCCGUUUCCUCUACAUAUCCUGGCUGACGACACCAUGGUGGGUUCUACCUUUCGAAUUCAUUCAAGGAAUAACCCACGCCGCUGUGUGGGCCGCGUGUUGCAGUUACAUUUCGCACAACACACCAACACACUUGCGCACCAGCGCCCAGGGGGUUCUUCAAGGUAUACAUCAUGGUCUUGGCAGGGGAUGCGGUGCAGUUAUCGGUGGCAUGUUCGUCGAUGCAUACGGAACGACCGCGACGUUCAGAGCGUACGGCCUGAUCUGCCUGGUGGUUCUGGGUGUUUUCGUGUUCAUCAACUUCUACAGGAAGGAUACGGGCUUCGUAUCGGACCUACCGCCAACGGAGGAUCCGCAUCAGGUGGCUGAAGCGACGCAUUUGGCACCCCACGGAGUACCUAGCAACGCGAUUCCUCGUGCCCUCAGCUCUACUCGCCUGCACGAGCUGGGUAAUCAAGACUACCAGGCAAACACGAGGUACCAAAACAGGCUUCAACCUACUGACGGUCCUAACAUCGGUGCAAAUGGAGGCGUGGUGAACCCAACGAAUCCAUUCCUGAACGGUGGAGGCGGCGGUGGAGGUGGCUAUAAUUACGGUAUGACUGGCAAAGGCGAGGACGAGUAUAUCCGUAGGAGCUUCCAGCUCUACAAUGAAGUGAUCAGCAGAGAAUUCGACCUGAUUAAACCACCGCCGAUAGUGACCCACCUACACGCUCAACAACCAUGCACCAACCCCUUCCAUCAGCACGAUUACGAGUGGUAACAGUCCGGGAUGUUCGAUCCUACUUGAGGAGAUCAGGAUAACGGGAGAUGCUGAUCAGAUCACGGGAAACUGAUCUGAAGAACCAAGAAUCGAGCUGGACCAGACUCGAAGAGACGGAACAUUUUUUACUCGGUUACCAAAAAGCAAACCCUAGAAACUUCGCGGUACCCCGUCGAUCAAUAUCGUUCGCCGUCAUCGAAUCAUCAGACUGGAUCACUGAGAUGCUCUCACAAAUUACUCUCAACGCUUUCACGUCAGUUUCGUGACUUUGGUACGUGGAUUUUUUUUAAAAAGAUAAAUCUAUCGGUAGUCUCUGAUCGGGAAUGCGUGCAAUUGAUAAGGAUCGAUAUCGAUCGAGGGGGUAUCGAACGGUUUCUGUAUAAAACGGGGAGAUUGACGUCUAUGUCGCGUAGAGGAUCGAGUUUCUCGACGAGAAUAGGCGCGAAACGAAAUAAAUACCAUCCGAUCGAUGUAUUUUACUAGAGGCGAGAAUAGGAUGUAUGUACAGCGGGGAGAGCGGCGGUAUCUUUCGUGACUAUCAAUCUAUCUACAUAGUAUACCUGACACGUGUAGUAAGGCACAACACGAUCUGCGGGGUCGCUUCAACGAAAACAUUUAUCCUAUUUAAUGGACUUGCAUUUCACGGUGUCGUUUGGGCGUUUCUUUGUCGAUUAACGAAUAUGAACACGAUGAGAUUAAGAUCUUAAAGAGGUCUGAGGAUCAGCUGAUAUUCGGUGUUUGCAAUGGUAGGCUUCGAAGCGUGGUAUGUUUGAAAGUCUGGAGGCCUGAAAACCUCAGGGAUUCUAAUACUGUUCAAGAAAUUGACGAAAGGGAUGAAACUCAAACGAUGCCAUGUGCCCUGAUGCAAGCAACUCGAUGUAUUAUUGUGUAUCUACGUGCGAUCGCGUGUUCUGCUUCUCUCGUUUCAUCGUGAUUCUGGAUCACACGUCUAUAUCCACUAUCCCUCUCGGCGUAAGAAUCGAAUUAGGCUGUCGACGGAGGUCGUCGGCGAUAUCAUUGUAAAUACUUAUCUUCUAUUUCUCUCUCUCUCUAACGCGCGUGUGAAUAUUAGAAUUAAAAAAAAGAAAAAAAAAAAUGAAAGCCCUGUUCCUUGUUCUCGUUCACUGUUAUUUUCUGUUUCUAGGCUGAACGUUACUUGUUGCGUGUUAUAUCUGUAAAAUGUUUCACUUGUAACCGUGUAGUCUAUUCGAGUAUAGAGCUCGUCGAGGUACUCUCUUAUCGUUUAAAGCAACCACGUUUCUUGCGUGAGAUAGGUGUAUAAAUAUUGUUGAAACUGAGAGACGAUGAUUAAAUCGGAUUCUUGAUCGAUAACGGAAACGAGGAUACUCGCGAAGGGAACCUAACUCCUUGCACGACUGAUCGGAAAGGAAUCGAAGCUUUUGUUUUGAAGGAAAUCGAGAGGAAAAAUAAGAAUAUACGAUUCGUGUUUAUUGGCGAAGAGUUUUCAAGUCUCCAAGUUUCCAAACAUCCAACUUUCCAAGCUUCCAAAUUUCGUAACGAAAGGAAACCCUUCUGAAGACCCUGGAUUCGAUUCGAUUCGGUUCGGUGCGUGAACUAAGCCUAAACGAAGCAGAAUCUCGUUUUCCGAGGCACAAGCUAGAUACUUUAACACCUUAUCGACGACUGACAUCCUUUAGUAUCGAACUGAAAUUACAAAAGAAAACGUCCCAUAUGAAUACUCGUCAACAGCCUCGUCGAUAGAGUGUUAAUCAGAGUUCAACCUAAAAGAUGAUAAGACAUAGGCGUCGUAUGCAACCGAGUGCUUUAGCUCAGUAUUGUUAUAUAAAAUACAACUAUAUAUAUAUAUAUAUAUAUUUAAUCGUAAGAGUGUGGGUCAGAAUGAAUUCGUGUCUAAGGGUGCGUUUCAACAACCACCCUGGAUUAGUUUUCGAGGACAUCUUCCACCGAAAUCGAGCAUAAACUUAGGGAAAUAUAACAAGUAUGAAACGAACAGAUAAUCAUAAUGAUUGGAAGAGAAUUUUCAUCGGAACCAGAUGGAAAUAAAAAGAGAUUCAACAA
Osmia bicornis bicornis is the source of this 7133-nucleotide messenger RNA. It is a transcript of the gene jef, whose product is annotated as major facilitator superfamily domain-containing protein 6. The coding region runs from base 2199 to 5093 and encodes 964 amino acids. The transcript has 12 exons. Lineage: Eukaryota; Metazoa; Arthropoda; Insecta; Hymenoptera; Megachilidae. Gene Ontology annotation, cellular component: membrane. The record is from RefSeq and is a predicted model, not a curated record.